Molecule: messenger RNA, 273 nt
Organism: Miscanthus lutarioriparius
Lineage: Eukaryota; Viridiplantae; Streptophyta; Magnoliopsida; Poales; Poaceae
Source: the annotation of a GenBank genome assembly
AUGGCCCCCACAAAGUUGCUAUUUAUUCAUGUGGUGAUAUCAUCAGAUACGAUUCUGCUGGUUGGCCUUUUGAACGUUGACGGAUUCUAUGACCCUAUUCUGUCUUUCAUCGACUUGGCUGUCAACGAAGGUUUCAUCACGGAGGCAGCGAGGCACAUCAUCAUCUCAGCCCCAACAGCUAAGGAGCUAGUUAUGAAGUUGGAGGACUAUGUCCCGGAGUAUGACAUCGGCUUGGUCUGGGAGGAGCAGAAAGCCCAACAGCUUGGUCCCUGA